Molecule: messenger RNA, 1149 nt
Organism: Brettanomyces nanus
Lineage: Eukaryota; Fungi; Ascomycota; Pichiomycetes; Pichiales; Pichiaceae
Exons: 1
Coding region: 1-1149 (382 amino acids)
Biological process (GO): proteasome assembly
Molecular function (GO): proteasome binding
Source: RefSeq, a predicted model, not a curated record
AUGUUUGCUGAUAAAUUGAGAGAGGCCUUAUCGGCUUCUCGCAAGGCAGCACGUGACUUCAGGAGGGCGCUGGAGGAAGUAGCGGAACAGCUUGCUGCCAAUGGUCGCCGAUCCCGGCCUGCUCUUCAAAGGAUUCCUAUCCGUGUGUCCAAUCCAGAGAAUCCACUGUGGCAGCAGCUUCAAAGGCGGCAUUUUUCAACACUUUUGAAAGGCGCCAACAAGAGUUUCUCGCCUGCUACUUUCAUCAACACUCGAGUUACUCUGAAUGUCUCCAACGGUGUUUCUCAUGCUGCACGUUCUGUUCUUUACCGUGUUCAGCCGUUCCGUUCCUCUCUGAGACCUCGUUUUGGAGGCUGCCCUAAUGCUCUUUAUUCCAAUUUUGUUCACCAUAAUGCUCGGAUGUUCUCUACAUUUGGUCCCGACGUUACUGCACAGGCUGUGCACAAUCUAUCACAAGGCUUGAGGGCUUUCUUCGUCAAAGGAGCACAAAUGAAGCUUUCUGCAAAUGCAUGCAAUGAAUCUCAUGUGGGUUCGUUCAACUCUAACGCUGCAUUUGUUGAAUCUAUCAUGGAUUUGGCCAGAAACGAUUUGUCUUCUGGUUCUGCUGGCUGCUUCAUUGAGUUUAAUCUUACUUCGUGUGCCAGAAAUUCCUCCGUCGACUCUCUUCCAACGCAAUGUUUCCUUGACGAGGAUGUCAUGUCUGAUUUGAGCAAUUUUGUCAAGCAAAGAAUUCAAUAUCAGACUCGUGUUAUCAACGAUAUAAUCAUCUUCAAAGAUAAUAUCGGGUCCCCGGGAGGUAAGAGAGUAGUAGCGCCGAAUGGCGACAUUAUUAUGCACUUUUAUUUUCCUAGUUGUGAGUCCACAAAGAUGGAGAUGCUACUAACCGAUUGUGAUAUUACUACAGGCGUGGUUAGAGAAUACCGUUCAGACCAUCAGGACAUUGCUGAUACAUUCGGUAGAUCUUUGUCCUCAUAUGGUUCGAUUCUUUCACCAGAAUUGACUGAAGAUACGUCCAUUGAUUCCAGCUCUGAUUGGUACGAAGUACAUGAAGAUGUACUCUCCUCUGAGCUCGAGUCUCUGACUAUUCCUGAGUACUUUACUCCGAUAGAGCAUUCUGGUCUUGAAUCUCCCGCCAUUUCUGUUAGGUGA